Suillus fuscotomentosus is the source of this 1617-nucleotide messenger RNA. RefSeq lists its product as uncharacterized. Lineage: Eukaryota; Fungi; Basidiomycota; Agaricomycetes; Boletales; Suillaceae. The transcript has 14 exons. The record is from RefSeq and is a predicted model, not a curated record. The coding region runs from base 1 to 1617 and encodes 538 amino acids.
AUGUCUGAGAGACGUGUUUGUGUUGCCACUCCAGUCUCUUCAGAGGCUGGUGACUCACUCCCUCCAGAUGCUGGUGAUAUAUGGACUAGCAUCAUGUUCAGUUCUAAUUCCACUCAAGAUCAUGGUGUCGUAUCAAAUGAUGUUGUAUCAAAUGACUCCCCGGUGGAGCCACGCCCCGCAUUGCCCGAGGACCCCAUAGAUUGGUGGGGCAAUUCACCAUUUAACCCCUAUCAGCCGGAAAGAGAGAGAAAAAUUACGAGCGAUGUUUUAAUGGCGACUUUGAUGAAGUCACAAGCAUGCUGUCAGACAUCCCUGCGUUCCCCAUCAAUGGGGGUCGUUGGCGUGUCACCGGCCGUCCAAACAUCGGCAGAAGGCUGUACAAGACCGGAAGGAACUCACUCCUUCGAUCAAGAUGUCGAAUCAACGCUCCCGACGUAUCAUCCCUAUGAUUGUGGAUGGGAUGAUACCGUUUCAAAUGCUUCAGUUUCACCUGAAGUAUCGUUGCCGAUGGAUCCGUACGAUUGCGGAUGGGAGGAUGACAUGAAUGUGACAUCCCAGGAAACAAUCAUGCCGUUAGAGCAAAUAUUAACGGAUGUAAGAUCAAACGGAGAACAUCCGACCGAAUUGUCCUACCGUCUUAGCGACAACAUGUUAUGUGCUAUGGAUGCUCUGAUCAUCAACGAGACGGUGCCCCCGAACGAGUCAUCGACCGAAGAUCCAUAUGACUGUGGAUGGGGCGAUAUCGUGACUGCUGCGGCCGUCCAAGCAACGGAUGAAAGUGCGUGGGUCAUUUACAAAGCGAUAUCUGAGCUGACCGGGCGUGUGAAGAUAUCAAAGCUAAUGCAGGACUCCAUAGAUAUUGUGGCCGAUUCAUCAUCUUCCAAGGGCGAGAUGAUCACAUCUGCUGCACCGGCAAAUGAUCCUUACGAUGUUGGAUGGGAUAAUCCUAUGGACGACAGCGACCCCGCAGACAUAGCUUCUAUGGCCGAUCCGUACGAUUGCGGAUGGCAGGAUGCCACAGCUCCGGAAGAUGAUAUUAUGCCGGGAGACCCUGCAGACGAUCCAUACGACCUCCGAUCGGUGGACCGGAUAUUCGAUGAGAGGGAUGUCAUUGACCUCACCUCUGAAUCACCCAGCCGAUCGAUGGACCGGACAUUCGAUGAGGAGACGGAUGUCUUAGACCUUACGUCCACAUCAGUCAACCGAUCGGUGGACCAGACAUUCGGUAAGGAAACGAAUGCCAUUGUGCUGACGUCUACAUCAGCCAAUUCAGAGAGAUCCAUGUCUCCAACCGAACCCAACGCAUUCCAAGAGGCAGGAGAGUCCAUGCGUCGCGCGAUCCGACGGCUCAACAGCAUAGGACAUAGUGACUUCGAUAGAUAUGUUCGCAACAUUGUCGCACCAGGGGAUGGACUUGUAUAUGACUCACGACCAGGGCUCACUUUCAUGGCCAACCGGCAUUUGUUUGGUGCAUAUGCCGAGGCAAGAGAUCGGGUAACUAACCUCGGGGCUGAUGUCAUAAACAUACAUCGUUUACUUAAUAUUCACCGCCGGAUCAUGUACCCGCUAGAUGCGAUGAUAACCAGAGUGGAGCAGCAGGGGGAUAGUAUGCUAUGA